This is a messenger RNA of Strongylocentrotus purpuratus (purple sea urchin), 2161 nucleotides long. RefSeq names its product alpha-amylase B-like. Gene Ontology annotation, biological process: carbohydrate metabolic process. The coding region runs from base 1 to 1593 and encodes 530 amino acids. Gene Ontology annotation, molecular function: cation binding; alpha-amylase activity. NCBI's taxonomy places the organism in Eukaryota, Metazoa, Echinodermata, Echinoidea, Camarodonta, Strongylocentrotidae. The transcript is spliced from 5 exons. The record is from RefSeq and is a predicted model, not a curated record.
AUGUUUCGGAUUGUGGUGCUGUCUUUGGUGAUCUCCGUCGUGUAUGGCUCGAGUACCGAACCAAACUUUGCUGAUGGUCGAACCGUGAUCGUACACCUAUUCGAAUGGAAAUGGACUGAUAUCGCCGAAGAAUGUGAAAGAUUCAUCGGACCCCACAAGUUCGCCGGUGUUCAGGUUUCUCCGCCGAGCGAGCACCUGAUAUUCUCCACCAACCCCUAUAACCCUCCCUACCCGUACCCCUGGUGGGAGCGCUACCAGCCACUCAGCUACCAGCUCAACAGCAGAAGCGGAACAGCGGAGGAGUUCGCUGGUAUGGUGGCACGGUGUCUGGCUGUCGAUGUCCGCAUCUACGUCGACGCCGUCAUCAACCACAUGGCUGGUGGUAGCUAUGACUUCCCAGGCGUUCCUUUCACAGAGAAUGAUUUCAACGUCAAACUUGGAUUGUGUCCAACCGAUGAUGGCGGUAUUCAUGAUAUCAAUAAUACAGUUGAAAUGCGUUACUGCAACCUGCUUGGUCUGAGUGACAUACACUAUGGGGAAUUGAACGGCUACUAUGGCAGAGACAAGGUUGUAGAAUAUCUCAAUACUAUGAUAGACAUGGGCGUGGCAGGGUUCCGGAUUGAUGCAGCUAAACACAUGUACCCUGCUGAAUUGGACGAUGUGGAAAUUCGCCUUCACGACUGUACGUUUGGAGGCAGGCCAUAUAUCUAUCAGGAGGUCAUUGACCGAUUCAGCAACGAGGUCAUUAUGCCUAGCGAGUACUUUCAAACCGGUGACGUUACCGAGUUUAAAUUCUGCGAUCAAAUGGCCUUACUCGGACGAGCCUCUGUCCCACCUGAUCAGUUUCAAGCGUUUGGUUUUGAUCCGAGAUGGGGGAUGAUGCCGAGUGAAAACGCGAUCGUCUUCGUCGAGAACCACGACAACCAACGCAACCAUGGAGGCGGAGGCGAUAUCCUGUCGUUUGAAGAACCGCGCGAAUACAAGAUCGGUCUCGCGUUCGGUUUGGCGUGGAAUUACGGAACUGCGCGUAUUUUCAGCGGGUAUGUCUUUGUAGAUAGCGACCAGGGACCGCCCUCUGAUAGUUCAGGUAAUACAGACGACGUCGUGAUCAACGCGGAAGGAUUAUGCGAUGGUGGUUGGGUUUGUGAACAUCGCUGGAGGGCGAUACGCAACAUGGUCUGUUUCCGUAACGUUGCUGGGGAUGAGCCGGUUGAUAACUGGUGGGACAAUGGCGAUAAUUUCAUCGCCUUUUCUCGGGGCGACAAGGCCUUCUUCGCCUUGAACAACGAGAUGAUUCGUCAAUCGGAGACUCUGCAGACAGGACUACGAUCCGGGACAUACUGUGAUCUGAUCACGGGUGAGCCUACGACCACGGGCUGCUCAGGAACAUCCGUGGUCGUCGAUGACGAUGGAUUAGCCUACAUCGAUCUGCUACCGAGUAACAAUGAGCGAGACGCGAUGGUAGCAUUGACCAUUGCUGCUACGUCGGGUCGGUCUGAUUAUACUGGAUGUGUAGUCGAAGCGGGGACAGUACAAUUAAAAGCUAAUGUAUUAUUGAUUGCAGUCAUUGCAUUACUGCUUUUCAUUCAUUAAACAUUCAACGGAAUCAUGAAUCACGGAAUAUUCAACAUGUUCAAAGCAAAUAAUAUUCAAACUUACAAUGACUAUUAAAAGAUAAACGUAAUGUGAGAACAGAGUCGCAAAAGUAGAGUAGCAACAUUUUCUCUCCCUCUCUAUUACCACCUCUCUCUCUCUCUCUCUCUCUCUCUCUCUCUUCUUUGAUUCUUUUUCUCUUCCCUCUAUCUUCCGCCCCGCCUUGGAAGAGUCCGAUUUCGAUGAUAAUCCUCUCUUCCUGUUUUCCAUCUUAUCCUCUCAAAUAACAUUUGUCCGUUUGCUCUUUGUUCCUCAAAUAAAAACACUAACGUUGUACCAUGUCACCUUUGUAUCCAAUAUCGUUUAACAGCGUUUAGUGACAGAUAAAGUCAAUGUUUGUUUGUUAUUGAUUGUACUUGACGUUGUGUUUGGUAUAUUGGUCACCAUGGUACCUUGUUUCUCAUGUUUCCAUGAUUACCGUACGUAGACAGUGAAGAGAAUCAUGAUUGUUCUGAUGUUUAGCUUGGUACAUAUAUACAAAGUUAUCAUGUUAACAAUGUUUCUAUGA